GAUAUGACAUUCCGAAGACAUUUAAAAAAAUUAUGCGUGUCGAUAACGACUUGUCAGAUUGCGAAUUUUAAAUAAUUGAUUUAUAUUUAUAUUGAAACGUUUACUGUUAUUAAAUAAAACAUAACUAACACAAAAUGGCUACAGAAUGGAAACCCUCCGUCAAAGAAGUCAAUGGCAUAAACUUAGCUAAUUACUUCCCCCAUCAACGUUCAUACAAUUCCGUAGUGUAUAUACACAAGAAAUAUUUAGACGAACAAAACGCUCCUGAAGUCAAAAAGGAAAAGGUUAAACCGAAAAAGGAAAGGAAAUCUAAACACGAUAAAUGUCAACAGUUUAAUAGCGAGAAGAAUACUGAAAUCUCUAAUAAUAAUAGGACAUAUAAAAUCAGUGGUAAUAAUAACGACUCCGUUCUAGAACAUACUAUAAGAUUCGCUAAGAAUAUAGUUCCUUUAGUUAUACCACAAAGUGAUGAGAAACUCCCUGUAUAUUACACGAUAAAAUCUUCAAAAAAACAUAAGAAAAGAGAUAAGAAACCACAGGAAUCUUUUGAACAUCGAGAACAAGCGUAUGAGAAAUCGGAGCCUAAGAAAGUUAUCGAAACAUACAGAAAGGUUCGGAAAGAGAGUUUUAGCGUCAGGGAGUCUAUAAGUUCUAGCAACACUCUAGAUGAUUUAAACAUCAAUCAAUCUUUAACUUGCACCUUAUCAGAAUUAUCAGAAAAGAAAUUCCGUAAGAAAGAAACACAUUGUAUUAAAAAAUCACACAAUGCACCAAAAAUUACUGUAUCCGAAUCAUUCGAAGCUAUUGCGACGGAAAAUCAAGGGGAUUCAAAGAUUAAAAUACAACUGAUGAAUGAUAAAGACAAGAAUGUUUUGACUGAGAGUAUUAAAAUGCCAAUAUUGUCUGCCAUUAAAGAAUGUAUCUCAGAACUAAGUAACAGCCAGCACAAUAAUGAGAUGACUACAAUGCAAAGGAUAUUGAAGUGUAAUACAAGCAAAUUGGAUACAAUUCUGGAGAAAAUAGCUCGCAUCGAGAAGAGACUGGAAGUUUGUUCAUUAGAAAAGAAGGUAAGCCUUACUGAUAGGAAAGCUUCGUCCACAGUGCUUACUCCUUCAUCGAAACCAUCGGCAUUGGAACAGUUAGAAGAAGACUUGGUAGAAGACAAAGAAGAUUAUAGUUCAGAAGAAGAAUUGCAUCAGGAGAUGUUGGAUAGAAGAAGUAAGAGUGCAGUAACAGAGUUGACACCUGAUGAGAAAUCUGGGAUAAAGGAUUCUAGUUUGGGAGCCGGGGAGGUAGGCUUUAAAGAGCCUCCUACAGUGGGUAUUAAGCCAACGCGUCCAAACAGGAUUCCAGCUAGAUUCUGCUGGACGGAUACCGCACGAAAAUGAUAUUUAGCUGAUUGUUAGUAUUCCUAUUGUUUAUGAAACUUUACUGUUAUGUAGUUUUAUUAAAAAGUUUUAUUGAAA
Messenger RNA from Spodoptera frugiperda (fall armyworm), 1466 nucleotides. RefSeq lists its product as uncharacterized. The transcript has 2 exons. The record is from RefSeq and is a predicted model, not a curated record. NCBI's taxonomy places the organism in Eukaryota, Metazoa, Arthropoda, Insecta, Lepidoptera, Noctuidae. The coding region runs from base 135 to 1388 and encodes 417 amino acids.